AUGGGAGAUCUAUGGUUGUUCCUGCUCCUGCCUCUGUGCCUGGCAGCCUUCCAUGGAGUCAAAGGCUGCCUGGAAUGUGACCCCAAAUUUAAAGAGGAUAUUAAGUCAUUGUUGGAAAAGUUGGUACCCUCAGAAGUCCCUGGCCGAACAAAACUGCUUGAAUGGCAGAUUAAAGAGAUGAUCAAUUUAAGCUUCAAGGUCUCCCACGGGAACAAGAUGCUUCGGGUAUUGGCUGUUCAAAAGGUUGUCAGUUUGAAAGCAUGGCUGAAGAAUGAACUUUAUAAAGUGGGCAAUAAAACAUGGAAAGGUGUCUUUAUUCUUCAAGGCAAGCUUCUCGAUGUCCGCCAAGACUUGGAAUCCAAACUGAAAGAAACAUUAAAGCACUUCUCUGAACUUGUUGUGACUGAAGGUCUUAUCCUGGAUUGUUGGAGCUGUGUUCGUAUCACCACCCGGUGCUUCAAAGGAGAGUAUUGUGGAGAAGAGGAUUCAAAGAAGUCUGAGAAUCGAGAAAUUGCACUACUUCUAUUAUUGAUAGCAGAAGCUGUAAUAUUAGGAACUGCUUUGUUACUAUUCCAUAUUUGUGUAACUCACCGGAAGAAAAUGAAGACAAUACGAAGGUCAUUAGAGACAUACUUGGAGAAGAAACUGGGAGAAUUAAUGGGGAUGACAGAUGAGAAGAAGGAAGAUUUUGGAAUCAGAAAAUAAAU
This is a messenger RNA of Pteronotus mesoamericanus, 707 nucleotides long. RefSeq names its product IZUMO family member 3 (gene IZUMO3). The coding region runs from base 1 to 705 and encodes 234 amino acids. The transcript has 6 exons. The record is from RefSeq and is a predicted model, not a curated record. NCBI's taxonomy places the organism in Eukaryota, Metazoa, Chordata, Mammalia, Chiroptera, Mormoopidae.